This is a messenger RNA of Zingiber officinale, 2019 nucleotides long. Its product is annotated as transcription factor MYBC1-like. Bases 246 to 1271 code for a protein of 341 amino acids. Gene Ontology annotation, molecular function: DNA binding; DNA-binding transcription factor activity. Gene Ontology annotation, biological process: regulation of DNA-templated transcription. The transcript is spliced from 2 exons. Lineage: Eukaryota; Viridiplantae; Streptophyta; Magnoliopsida; Zingiberales; Zingiberaceae. The record is from RefSeq and is a predicted model, not a curated record. Gene Ontology annotation, cellular component: nucleus.
UGUAAAACGAUUAAUUAGUUUUGGUAGUGUUAAACGGGAAAUUAAGCGAGCUGUUGGAGUCUUUAACGCAGCGCUAGAAGAGGAAAUCAAAGAGGAAAGUGUGUUAGAGAGAGAAGCAGAGCAUCUCCAUCGGCGGAGAACAAAACAAAAGAGAAAGAUCCACCUCGAAACCCUCAUCGUCUCCUUUCCGCUCUCUUUUUCCCUCCUCCAAUUUUGUGAAUCCGGAUCGAGAAGACGAGGGAGGGAUGAGGGAGGAGGAGGAGGAGGAGGAGGAGGAGGGCAGCGACUGGUUCGCGCGAUGGGAGGAGCAGCUGCCGUCUCCGGAGGAGCUCAUGCCGCUCUCACAAUCCCUCAUCACGCCCGGACUCGCCUUCGCCUUCGACUUCGACAUACCCAUCGCGGCUGGCAACCCCAGUCCCACCGUCUCCCCCGGUUACAACCUCCACCGCGGCGGCCACGCUCUCACUUCCGCCUCCCCCAACCACCUCCCGCCGCUGCAUCCUCCCCCGGAGUUUGAGUCCUCCGAUCUGAACUCCGCCUCCGGUAGCGGCGGAGCCGGAGCCGGCGAUGAACCGGCGCGGACGCUCAAGAGGCCCCGCCUCGUCUGGACACCGCAGCUGCACAAGCGAUUUGUCGACGCUGUCGCGCAUCUCGGGAUCAAGAACGCCGUUCCCAAGACCAUAAUGCAGCUCAUGAGCGUCGACGGCCUCACGCGCGAGAACGUCGCGAGCCACCUCCAGAAGUAUCGACUCUAUCUCAGGCGUAUGCAAGGCCUCAGCUCCUCCGGCGGAGCCGGUAGCGGCGGCGGCGGCCCGAUAUCAGCCACCGACGCAGCCACCGACCAGUUGUUCGCAAGCGCCCCGGUGCCCCACCAUUUCCUCAGCCGAGGAGGACCAGUCGCGGGGCUAGGGGCGCCGGAGCCAUUCCUUCCCUACGUGCCGGUGUCUGCGCUGCAGCACCACCAGCAGAUCGCCGCCGCAAUCCAGCAGCAACACUUCCACCAGAGGCAUUUGGGGCAACUCGGAUCUCCCACUGGUAGCGGAGUAUUUGAGCACGGGUUCCUGAACCGGUCGGCGGUGUCCCCAUCGGGGAUACAUGCAGCGUCUGGGAUAGGGUUGGUGCAGCACACUGCCUCACCAGCCACCAAUUUUUCUGAUGAUUUGGAGACUUCGGGAAGGGGAAGCAACGGCGAGAGGAAGGUGCUGACCCUGUUUCCAACAGUCCGAGCUCCAAGUUCGUGCAGACUGAAGGGUCGGGUGGGCAAGCAAUAGAUUGACCGACCGGACAGUAAGGCCGAACAAGUUCAGCUAGACAGAGAGUCGACCGGGCAAGAGGCUCAUCGGGCGAGCAGACAGAUCGAGCGAGAAGCCGGUCGAGCUAACAAAUAGGUCGAGUGAGAGGCCAGUGGGGUGAACAGGCAGGUCGAGCAAGAGGCCGGUCGGGCGAACAAACAAGUUGAGCGAGCUGGUGUUGGUCGAGCGGGCAAGCGGCUAGGUUCACCGAGCGAACGAAGAGGCCGACCAGGCGGACAAGGAGACCGACCAUGUGAGCGGAUGUAAAGGCCGAUUGAACUGACCGAGCGUCUGAGCAAGUGGCUAGCCGGGCUUUGACGCCGAGUGGGACCAACAGAACCGAGCGAGCGGCAGACCGAGGCCUGCGAUGGACGCAGUUUCCCUGAAAUAAAUUCGUCUCACUUCCGGCUGUGCUUCCAGGUUUCCUCAAGUCGUCUGUUUUUCAGGAUACUACGAUGAACAGUGAUUCUCACCAAGCACUGAUGGUCACGGCGAACUGAGCAGUACCUGAACUAUCACCGACAUUCCACCGAGUAAAAGUUGCACAACAGAGGAGGAGGGAAAGUAGGUGGAGAGCUUUUGCUGCUUUUCUUUUCUAUGUGAGUAACCUUUUGUCUGUGGUCGCAGCCUCCUUAUAUAGGAGCUCAAACCAAUGGGCAGUGUUAAUGAUCAUUAUUUGUUAGCUGUGUAACGCAUCGUUUUACUUGACUGCAUUAGUUUUUCUUUA